AUGAUUGAUCAAUUAAAUGAUGGACGAACAAUAAAAGCAAAUAUUAAUUUAUGUUCAUGUAAUAAAAGUGAUCCUUUUGAUAAUUAUCAAAAUAAUAAAAGAAGAUUUGAAAAUGAUGAGGAUAAUGGAGAAAUUCUUACAUCAAAAAUAAAACCAUUAUCAAUAGAACAGGUUGAUUUUGUAUUAUUUUUAGAAUUAUUAUUUAGUUAA
Molecule: messenger RNA, 210 nt
Organism: Rotaria sp. Silwood2
Lineage: Eukaryota; Metazoa; Rotifera; Eurotatoria; Philodinida; Philodinidae
Source: the annotation of a GenBank genome assembly